ACAUCGCUCGUCCAGGCCCCUCUAUUGGCGUUUGCCCGCGCUUUUUGAACUGUCGAAAUGUUUUCGGAAUAGAACCGGUCCCCUGCUUGGAAGGCUGACAAAGCACGGGAGGACGAAUCGAAUGGUUGACGACAUCGCUCCUCCAGGCCCCUCUAUCACGCUUGGAGCGCUUGCAAUGGCGAUGGCGGCCACAGCAAUGACGGAAUUUGCAUCAGCAAAGGAAGGAAGCGCGGUGAUCAUGGCAACGUCGGCGGAUGACAACCAUCCUGUGGAGCACAUUCUGGAUGGGCUGGAGGAAACUUUCUGGGCAACAACGGGACUGUAUCCACAAGUGUUCAUUCUCGCAUUUCCCAGAGCCGUUAGCUUAUCAACCAUCAGGACACUGACACGCAAUGUACGCAAGCUUCUCGUGGAGCGGACGGAGGAAUCUAUGCCAAUGAAAUUUGAAAAGGUCUUCGAAGUUGAGCUGAGCGAUCGAAGUAACCGGCUACAAGCGGAAGUGCAGCAGGUCAACAAUACAAAAGCGCAUUUCUUACGGAUCACGAUCAAGAGCGGAUGGGAUGAUUUCUGCACAGUUCACCGACUCUCAUGCGAGGGCUGGCCAUCCAGCUAGAUAGAUAGAUAGAUAGACAGAUAGAUAGAUAGAUAGAUAGAUAGAGAGAGAGAGAGAGAGAGAGAGAGAGAGAGAGAGAGAGAGAGAGAGAGAGAGAUGUAGAUAGGAUAUUAUUUAAGAUAAGAUAUGUGCGGGAAAAGAAAAACAUAAGAUAUGUAUGUGUGUGUGUGUGUGUGUGUGUGUGUGUGUGUGUGUGUGUGUGUGUGAGAGAGAGAGAGAGAGAGAGAGAGAGAGAGCCCCACAUCUGCUCAGUUGGCAACUUAGCACCAAAUUGAAAUUCUAUUACGUUGUUCAGUUAGGAACACAUUAUCAUUACACUAAAAAAAGACAAAAAAAAGAAGGGGAAUUGCUCCUGAGUCACCUUUUUAGUUUGAAGUAGGGCAAGGAAAGACAAAGUUGCGCCCAUGUAAUUGUGAACUAGCUAAUGAGCAUGGAAUGGGAGGUGUGGAGGGGGAGGAGGUGCAUCGUCCCGUCGUACUAUUCGCUUCGAUGAUCGAGAAUCAUAUAUGAAAUGAUAGGAUGAUGCGUGAGCCAGAGAGUGAGGACGAUGGACCGCUGCGGCCUUGCAGGGGGAGGGGAGGGAGAUGGAUGCGCGCUACAUUGCCAUGCAUUUUAAAUGAAUCUGGAGGGUUUUCUCGAUCCUAUACAGGGCACGGCUCCACUUCACGUACAGUACGGCGGUGCGCCGCCGCGGCUUCAGAAGCGGUGCCCAAGGCAGUUGUGGGUCGUUAAGGAGACCAACAGGGUGCAGGUUCGGUUCCGUACGGUGUCACGGGGAUUGGAUUUAAGGCCGAAGGUCGUAAUGAUCACAUUUCAGACUCUCUUGACUGGUUAUGGUCCUGAACGCGGCCAUAUGCAUGCACGAAAGUCUUCUAUAGGAUGGUGCGUGUUGAGAAUCCACGCCUGCAUGCUGCCCGCGUCCCGUGCUUGCAUAUUAUCUAGAAAUAGAUGGUGCCAAAACCAAGCUCUUGACCAAUCACUGAUUGAGAUUUACCGUCAUCAUCAUCAACUGCAGUCUCAUACCAAUUAGGUUGUCCAUAAAAGCUUUGAAAAGUCAAACUUACUCGUACGGACUCUGUCGACAUGAACCCUAAGCCCUUGAAAACUCAAGCUUACAACGGGCUGACCAUUACGAGUAAAGGUUCACUUUUCAA
Chara braunii is the source of this 1767-nucleotide messenger RNA. The record is from the annotation of a GenBank genome assembly. Lineage: Eukaryota; Viridiplantae; Streptophyta; Charophyceae; Charales; Characeae.